AGGGAAACUUGGGCUGAGGCCGAGGAAAAAAAAAAGGCAGCGGGAACCCACAAAAUGCUGCAGUCAGCAGCAAUUUGAGAUGACCAAGGUUCUUCCUCUUCAUCACGGUGUGAGUCGGCAUGAAUUUGGUCUGUGGGGGCUCUGCCCUUGACCGUGCUCAUAUCACACAGCAGGAUGUCAGCUCCAGAGCUCAGGGUAAACGUAUCUCUGGCUCUGCUUUUUUGGCUUAUCCAUCACUUACUUACUUACCUCCAAUUUUCCUUUCUUUAGGAAUUCCAAGCCUCAAUUUUUUUGUACCUUCUCUGAGCAAAUGAGAGCUUAAUGAUGUUGUUACCAUUAGUGCAGGCAUCCGAUCCUGGCCCCUACACAGGACACCUGAAGCAGCCCUAGCUCUUGUAGCAGUCCUGCAGCAAGCACCCUUAGGCUGAGAGUUCUGCAGAGGGCACUAGGGGGGAGCAGCACAGGACAGAAAAAGGCAAGGCCACAGCCAAGGCGCCUGGGAAGCCCUGGCCCUGAGCCAUGCUCAGAGCAGCAAUCUCACUUCCCCAGUUGCAAGAACAGUUUUUCCCGACUCCUUGCUGCUGCAGGACAAACUGUUUCUUCGAAUGACUUUCGCUUCCCUCCAGGGCGGCUGUAAGCAGGGCAGAGGCAGAGCCGCAGGCAUGGGGCAGGAGGGCAUGCAGGGACCCAAGUUUGCUUGCAAGGUGAUUUGGAGCCACCUGCCCAACUCCCUUUCCGCUGAACCUUGGGCGCUGCGUGUGCUGUGCUGCUACAGGCUGGCAGCGAUCUCGACAUUACGACCAGCUGCACCCCUAGACUGCACCUGCUGUGCCCUAAUUAGGCUCCUGAUCCUGUGGGUGAGCCAGCUAUGGUGCAUCUGACGGGGAGCCAGGAGACAUCGCUGCUCUCCCCUCCACCCCGGCUUAUGCCGAAGCGCUGGUGCUAUGCGGAAAGCGAGACCUGGGAGCCCACCAGCCCUCUCCUCCCACUUGCCUCCUCCCCGCCCCAAGGUCUCCUUUCUGUCUGCGUGUGGCCACAUUAGUUAAUUUGCUUGGUCCAGCUCAGUUGGCCAGGAGAGCAGGCAAGCAGUCUCAAUUCCCCAUUUGCAGGGACAGUUUCUCUCGCCUCACCACCACCUCAGGGCAAACUGUGUCUUUGAACAGCUUUCGCUUCCUCCCCCGUAACUCUGACACGGGUGGGAGACGGCUACCAUGGGGAACGGGGCUGGGGCAGUGAGGUCGUUCAUGGUGCAGGAGCCAUGAUCUCUGACACGAGGAGCAUUUUGCUCUGCUUGUCCUGCCUCUGCAGGGCAGGAGGAACUGUCCCAAGCACGGUCCCUCAGGUCAUCUGAUCACCCCCCACUUCCCGGCCCAGCAGGUAUAAAUUGCUGUCCCACUGAGAGAGCCUGUCACUGCUGCCAUGGGCUGGAGAUGGAGCUGCUACCUUGUGGCCCUGCUGCUCCUCUUGUCCCUGGGGCCAGGCAUCGCUUUCUCACUCCUGCAGUACCGCUACGACUGUGGGGACUAUAGCAUGCAGCUCCUGGUGUAUCCUACCCGGGGCCGGACCGUCCGCUUCAAAGUCUUGGACGAGUUCGGCACCCUCUUCGAAGUGGCCAACUGCUCCAUCUGCCUCCACUGGCUCAACACUGGAGCAGAUGGAGGGGUGAUCUUCUCCUCCGGCUAUGAGGGCUGCCACGUCCUGGUAAAGGAAGACCGCUAUGUCCUGAGGGUCCGGAUGGAGGAAGUGCUGAUCAGCGGGGUCAUUGCUGCCUCCUAUGAAGUCAACAUGACCUGCCCGCAGCCGGCUGACUACGAUGUCCUCAUGGACGGGAACAUGCGCACUGAGCACCGAGGGAACGGCAUUCGCCAGACCCAGGCUGGCGUUCUUGUCCCCUUACCCCAGCCCCAGCCUGGCCUCCUGCACCAUGUGUCUCAGUCCGCUUUAGCUCUUCCUGGGCACCAGCUCCCACUCCAAACCCAUUCGGACCAGGUCCACUCCGUGGCUCAGCCCCAGCCGGGCCUGGUACAUCCUGGACUUCAGCGCCAACCCCAACCCAGCCUGGUUCGCCCAGGAGUUCAGACCCAGUCAGGGAUAGUACGCCCAGGAGUUCAACCCCAAGCCCAGCCUGGCCUAGUGCACCCCGGCAUUCAGACUCAGCAUGGACAGGCUCGUCCUGGGCUUCAGCCCCAGUCCCAGCCAGGCCUGGUUCGCCCCCUUGCUCAGCCCCAGCCAGGCUUAAUACGCCCUGGCAUCCAGCCUCCAGCCCAGCCUGGCCUGCUGCAUCCUGGGGCUCAGACCCAAGCGGGCCUUGUUCGCCCUGGGGUUCAGACCCAACCUGGCCUCGUUCGCCCAGGAUUUCAGCCCCAAUCCCAACCUGGCCUCGUUCACCCUGGACUACAGCCCCAGUCCCAGCCUGGCCUUGUUCACCCUGCACUACAGCCCCAGACCCAACCUGGCCUAAUACACCCUGGUGCUCAGACUCUGACAGGCUUAGUUCGCCCUGGCAUUCAGCCCCAAACCCAAUCAGGCUUAGUUCGCCCUGGCCUUCAGACCCACUCUCAAGCUGGUUUAAUACACUCUGGUGUCCAGACCCAAACUGGUCUAGCUCAUCCUGGCUUUCAGCCCCAGUCCCAGCCAGGUCUGGUGCACUCAGGUGUCCAGGCCCAAGCUGGACUAGUACGUCCUGGCCAACCCCGACCGAGUCUAGUGCGCCCUGGGCUUCACCCCCAAUCCCGACCAGGUCUAGCACGUCCUGCACUUCAGCCUCAAACCCAGCCAGGUCUAGUGCGCCCAGGAUUUCAGCCCCAAGCCCAGCCUGGUUUGCUGCGUCCUGGGCUUCACCCCCAGCCCGGCCUUCUGCGCCCCACGGCUCUCUUCUACCCCUCUGCAGGGGCAGGUGCCCAGCUAACACGGGAGCAGUGCCACGUGGCUGCGGGGAAGAUCCCCUGUGUGGCCCCACAGGGCCGCGAGGCCUGUCUGCAGGCAGGAUGCUGCUACGAUGACAUGGACCGCAUCGCUCCCUGUUAUUACGGCAACACAGCCACUGUCCAGUGCCUGCUGGAUGGGCACUUCAUCAUCGUGGUGCCCCGGGGCCUCUCCACCCAGCCCUACAACCUGGACAGCGUGCGGCUGGCCAAUGCCGAGGCCAACUGUGACCCCAUCAAGGUGACAGAGGCAUUCGUGAUGUUCCGCUUCCCCGUCACUCAGUGCGGUACCACCGUCCAGGUGAUCGAGGACCGGCUGAUUUACGAGAACCAACUGAUCUCUACCAUCGAUGUGCAGUCAGGACCACAUGGCUCCAUCACACGGGACAGCGUUUACAUCCUCCAUGCUCGCUGCAUCUACAAUGCCAGCGACCUCCUGCUAGUUCGCGUUGAGGUUGCCGUGCCCCCCACAGCUGCACCCCUGACUGAGCCAGGGCCUCUCCGGCUCCAGCUACGCAUUGCUACUGAUGAGAGCUACAGCACCUACCAUGAGGACAGUGACUACCCCCUUGUGAAGGUACUGAGGGACCCCAUCUACGUGGAGGUUCGCCUCCUGCAGAAGACAGAUCCCAACCUCGUCCUGGUCCUACACCAGUGCUGGGCAGCCCCCAGCACCAGCGCCACGGCAGAGCCCCAGUGGCCCAUCCUGGUGGACGGGUGUCCAUUCGUGGGGGACAACUACAGGACCCAGCUUGUGCCCGUGGGACCAGCCUCACCGCAGCUGCCCUUUCCGAGCCACUACCAACGCUUUGUCGUCUCUACAUUCACCUUUGUGGAUUCUCCCUCCAUGGUUGUGCUUGAAGGAGAGGUGUACAUCUUCUGCAGUGCCUCUGUGUGUCACCUCUCGCAGCCAGAGCCCUGCCGGCCCUCCUGCCAGCUGGGAGUGCCAUCAAGAGCCCGCCGGUCUCUGGGUGACAAGAUGACACCAGAUCCUGUUGACACAGUCAUUUCUCAAGGACGCAUAGUCUUCCAAGAGAACCCCAAGGUGCAGAAAGGCUGAGUUCAAGGGUGUAGGCCCUUGCUUCCAGGAUGGACCUGAUCGGACAUCUGGCUCUACUCUCCUUCAUGGCAAACGUGCAGGACAGGAAGGAGGGAAAAAAAAAAAACAGUAAAUAUUGUGGCUCAGGCUA
Molecule: messenger RNA, 4114 nt
Organism: Struthio camelus australis
Lineage: Eukaryota; Metazoa; Chordata; Aves; Struthioniformes; Struthionidae
Gene: ZP1
Product: zona pellucida glycoprotein 1
Biological process (GO): binding of sperm to zona pellucida; prevention of polyspermy
Cellular component (GO): egg coat
Molecular function (GO): structural constituent of egg coat; acrosin binding
Source: RefSeq, a predicted model, not a curated record